Nakaseomyces glabratus is the source of this 1434-nucleotide messenger RNA. RefSeq names its product putative mannosyltransferase (gene KTR6). The record is from RefSeq and is a predicted model, not a curated record. Gene Ontology annotation, biological process: cell wall mannoprotein biosynthetic process; protein N-linked glycosylation; protein O-linked glycosylation. Gene Ontology annotation, cellular component: Golgi apparatus; membrane. Lineage: Eukaryota; Fungi; Ascomycota; Saccharomycetes; Saccharomycetales; Saccharomycetaceae. Gene Ontology annotation, molecular function: alpha-1,2-mannosyltransferase activity.
AUGGAGACCAGGGGGUUGAUACACUGGUUGCGGUACUACUACAAAGUCUUUCACCGGAACAGGACUCUGAAAGCGGUCGCUGUGCUUCUGAGCUUUGUGCUGUUCAUAUACUACGUGCGUAACUCAGACAUCACUGAUAAACUGGUUACGUUUGCUGGCGAGGAGAACGUCAAGAGCUUACACGCUGUGAAGGCGAACAUCAGGGCGAACUGGAACCAGGAGGACGAUGGGGACAAGUUCAAGAAGGACCUAAGUGCUUCUUUGCAAGUGAAGCUCGACAACAUACUGGGGACUCAAAACAUGUCCCUUGCCGAGAUGGGCGAGCUGCCAAUCGAUGCAGAGACGAUCGAGGAGCAGAAGAGUAUUCGUUACGCCAAGCUGUUGAAGGAUCACAAGGCCACGGAGAACAGCACAAUGGGGUUCCUCUUCAAGUCUUUGGCUAACGAAGGGCUGAAACCCUCAGCAUGCAUAUAUUCUUUUGUCACGGGCAACUCAGAAUUGAGGAAGCUACUAAGAACUAUAGAGUCUGUACAGAAGAAGUUCAAUCACAAGUUCGGUUACCCCUGGGUGAUCAUCAGUCCCGAGCCCUUGUCAGAGAAGUUCCAUGCCGACGUUGAAAAGAAACUAGAAGAGUUCACAUCUGCUAUAGACGAUGUCAAGACUGAGGUGGAGUUUGGAACCGUGCCGCCUGAACAUUGGGGGUUCCCUGAUUUUAUCGACUCAACCGUGGCUUCAAACGCCAGAAUUGAUCUGUUCGAUAUUCCCAACGGUGACUCGCAAUUAUUCAGAUUAAUCAAUAGAUACAACGCUGGCCUGGCAGCUCAUCACACAUUGCUGAAAAAGUAUGAUUGGUACAUGCGUGUGAGCCCCGGCAUACGGUUGAAUUGUGAGAUGGAAUACGACAUAAUGAGGUGGAUGCAGGAUAACCGUAAAAUAUUUGGAUUCACUUUAUCAAUCAAAGAAAUUGAACGUUCUGCAAAGAAAAUAUGGGGCCAUAACUUGAAUUUCACUGCACACAACCGAGAAUUCUACAACCCCAUUGAAAAGUCAAGUUUAAGAUCUUACAUCCAAGUUGGAAGAGAUACAUACAAUUAUUGUUCCUUCUCUACCGAUUUGCAAAUUGUGAAUCUGAACUUCUUGAGAUCACCAGUAUACACAAAAUAUUUUGAGUACAUGGACAAAGCAGGAGGCAUAUUCUAUGAGAGAUGGUCCGAUAGCAUUAUCCAGUCAAUGGCAUAUUCAACUAUGGUACCAGCUAAAAUGAUUCAACAUAUCAGCCCAAUGGGAUACCAGAAUAAAGAGACAGUAGUGUGCCCUGCAGAUGAUAUAAUGUGGAGGGAAUAUAAAUGUGAAUGUGAUCAAGGUAGUGAUAUUUCCUUUAACCGUGACUUAACUUGCACGCAGAGAUACAAAGACACUCAAGGAAUGUUUUGA